AUGAGCGCCGGCGGGGAGGCGGCAGGACCCUUCCCCCGCGGCGGGCCGCGCUCGGCGGGGAGCAGCCCCGUGCCCAGCCCCGGAUCCCCCGUGCCCGAGGAGCCGUUGCAGAAGCGACAGAGAACCGUGGAGGACUUCAACCAGUUCUGCACCUUCGUUUUGGCCUACGCAGGCUACAUCCCUUACCCUGAAGAGAAUGAGCCCUGGACCCACGGAGGCAGUAUGAGUCCCCAGAACAGCACGGGGAGCACUCAGGACAGCGAUAGCUGGGCCUCGUCCCACUCCUCCGACUGCCACGUCCUGACGGAUGACGGGAGGAGCAGGAAUGCUGUGGCCCAGGGGGCUGUGGACAACAGCCUUCUCGUGAGCUGCUCUGCCUUCCCCACCGGCUUCUAUGAUGUCCGGCCCCAGCAAACCAAACGGAAGAAACCACCAGCAAAGAAACUCAUUUUGGAGCAGGAGGUGGAGAAGAGGGUGCCGCUGAGCGCUGGGAAGGGCUUUGGGGCAGAGCAGGACGGGGUGAAGGAGCUGGCUGUGCUGGAGGGACAGGUGCCUCACGUGAAAGACCAGCUCUUGGAGCCUUCCCUCAACCCAGCUGGGGACCCCCAGCCCAACUCCCUCCUGGAGGAGCUGAUGAAGGAGGAGAAGGACUGGAUGCAUGGAGCACAGGGGGCUGGGAAGCCAGCGGGAGGUGAUCCUCAGCUAAAGGAGCACGAGCCCUGCUCUGGAGGGAGGAAAAGCCCCGGUUCUUGUAGUACCUUGGACCAAAGCGAAGGGGAAGAUGCAAGCAGAGGGAGCUCCCAGCUUAGUGCAGUUGAAUUUGCAGCAGCUCCCAACACCAAAGCAGAAGAUGACGAUGCCUGGGAUCUGAUCACCUGCUUCUGCCUGAAGCCCUUUGCGGGGAGGCCCAUGAUCGAAUGUAACGAAUGCGCUACCUGGAUCCACCUCUCUUGUGCCAAGAUCCGCAAAUCCAACGUGCCUGAGGUUUUCAUCUGCCAGCGAUGCCGCGACGCCAAGCAGGAGAUUCGCCGCUCGAACCGAGCUCGGACGGUGCCCCGCAAGCGCUUCUGUGACUGAAGCUCCUCCAGAGCAGGGAGGCCGGGGGUCCCCUUUUUAAACUGAAGACUGUAGCCUGGUUUGGCUAGACAAUCAAUGCACAGUAAUGGCAGGGGAGGGGCUGGGCCAUGGGGCUGGACUGUCCCCCUUGCACUUCUGACUCCUGGAAGCUGCCACAUGCGUCCUCCCUGGGGACUGCAUUGACCAUGGAGCUCGGUUACCCCAGAGGUGUCGGGGGGAGAGGAGGGUGGCCCAGCUGCGCACUAGGUCACUCAGAAACAGCUCUGUCCUCACACAAAGCUGGCUCAGUGCCUUUCCCCCAGGGCAGCUGCGGAGAACCUAGUCCAAGUAGUUUUUCUGUGGUGUGGUGGAAGCUUACACUUAUCCCAAGAUGUGACUCCCCUUCCUCCUUUUUCCUCACCCU
This is a messenger RNA of Gavia stellata (red-throated loon), 1480 nucleotides long. RefSeq names its product PHD finger protein 13-like. NCBI's taxonomy places the organism in Eukaryota, Metazoa, Chordata, Aves, Gaviiformes, Gaviidae. The coding region runs from base 1 to 1077 and encodes 358 amino acids. The record is from RefSeq and is a predicted model, not a curated record. The transcript is spliced from 6 exons. Gene Ontology annotation, biological process: mitotic chromosome condensation. Gene Ontology annotation, molecular function: chromatin binding.